GAUUGGCUGAGGCGCCUGAGGCGACAGAUUCCGGAAAGGGGACGAGCAGCCAACAUGGCGGCAGAAUGCGGCGCGGGCCAGCACCAGUCGCAGGAAAUGAUGGAGGUUGACAGGCGGGUUGAAUCUGAAGAAUCAGGUGAUGAAGAAGGGAAGAAGCAGAGCGGCAGCAUCGGGGCAGACCUCAGCGAGCACGGCCUGAAAGAUGGAGGAGAGCGGGGCGAAGAGGACCCAGAAGAAGGACAGGAGUUGCCUGUGGACAUGGAAACCAUUAACCUGGACCGAGAGGCAGAGGACAUUGACCUGAACCACUACCGCAUUGGGAAGAUCGAAGGGUUUGAAGUGCUGAAGAAAGUGAAGACUCUCUGCCUCCGUCAAAAUUUAAUUAAAUGCAUUGAGAAUUUGGAGGAGUUACAGAGUCUUCGAGAGCUGGAUCUUUAUGACAACCAGAUCAAGAAGAUUGAGAAUCUGGAGGCGCUGACAGAGUUGGAGAUUCUAGAUAUUUCUUUUAAUUUGCUGCGAAACAUUGAAGGGAUUGACAAGUUGACGCGACUGAGAAAACUCUUCUUGGUCAACAACAAGAUCACCAAGAUCGAGAACAUGAGCAGCCUUCAGCAGCUACAGAUGUUAGAGCUGGGGUCUAACCGCAUCCGGGCCAUUGAGAACAUCGACGCCUUGACCAGCCUGGAGAGUCUGUUCUUGGGGAAAAACAAGAUCACUAAACUUCAGAACCUGGAUGCCCUGACCAGUCUGACAGUGCUCAGCAUGCAGAGCAACCGGCUGACCAAGAUCGAGGGUCUGCAGAGCCUGGUGAACCUGAGGGAGCUGUAUCUCAGCCACAAUGGCAUCGAGGUCAUUGAGGGCCUGGAGAACAAUAACAAACUCACCAUGUUGGACAUUGCGUCAAAUAGAAUCAAAAAGAUUGAAAACAUCAGCCACCUAACAGAGCUGCAGGAGUUCUGGAUGAACGACAACCUCCUCGAGAGCUGGAGCGACCUCGACGAGCUGAAGGGAGCCAAGAGCCUGGAGACGGUGUACCUGGAGCGGAACCCCCUGCAGAGGGACCCCCAGUACAGGCGGAAGAUCAUGCUGGCCCUCCCCACCGUGCGGCAGAUCGACGCCACCUUCGUCAGGUUCUGAGCCUCCUUGCUCCCGCCUCGGCCCUCUCUUCAAAGAGCUUCCCAGCCACUGUUUUCUGACCUGCCUGUUGCUCCUGAAACCACCACUGACAGUCACAGACCCAAUGGCAAUAAAAGGCCUGAGCGAUCA
Manis javanica (Malayan pangolin) is the source of this 1266-nucleotide messenger RNA. It is a transcript of the gene PPP1R7, whose product is annotated as protein phosphatase 1 regulatory subunit 7. The record is from RefSeq and is a predicted model, not a curated record. Lineage: Eukaryota; Metazoa; Chordata; Mammalia; Pholidota; Manidae. Gene Ontology annotation, molecular function: protein binding.